GGGGGAGGAGGAGGAGGAGGAGGGGAGGGAGAAGCCCCCGCUCUUACAAAAGCUUCCCGGGCGAGGAGCGGUGGUUUAUCCCGCGGGGUGGCCGCCAUGCCCCUGAGGAAGCCCACGGGCAAGCGCCGCAGCACCGACUCGGGCGUGGAGCCCGAGCGCGGGGCCCUCUCCCAGGAAAAGAAGGAUCAGCGCAUCGCACUUUUCCUCAGCGACUUCGACCAGCAGGCCAAGGAAAAUAUCCAGGAAAUGAAGAAAGAGCUUGAUUCGCUUUUGCAAACAGCUGAGAAGGCGUUUACAGUGGAGCUGCUGAAGAUGCCGGUUGCCAUCAGGAAAAUGAGAAGAAAAGACUUGCUUAAUUUGCGAGGAGGGGAGGAAGUGGCUUUUGCUGCUGCAGUGACUGACUGCUCUCUACAAGACAUACCAAAUCCAAAACUGGUGACGACAAACAGAAAAAAAGUUAAGGUAACUACAAUUGUUGAAUAUGAAGAUGCCAAGCACAUUUCUGCAAACAAAAUACCUAAAAAAGUUUCCAAAACAAAGUCGUUGGUUUCAUUGGCCUCUGGUUUAAAUAGCAAACUGAACUCUCUUUCUAGGUCUGGUCACUCUUCUGCUAUUGUGACUGAGGCUGUUAAGUCUCUUGCUUCUGACUACAGUGCCACAAAUUUCAAAGCCACGCCGAAGGUAUCUAAAAGUACUGGACUACAACAGACUGUCUCAAGAACUGUACCUACCAGUGGAAGAGGUCAAGGCAUGUUACUAAGAAGUAAAUCAGUACCCCAAGAUAAAACUGUUCCGUUUGUAAACAUACCCCUGGCUGAUGGACAGACACUCUGUACGGCUGGUGGAGAUCUCCAUAAUAUUGAUGUGCAACUACUAAAUCAAGAUACAGUACAGCAUAUUCAUAACUUAGUGGAACAUAGCCUCAUCUUGUACGGGGACAAGAACCAUACCACUGUUGGCAUCUUACAAAUAAAUAUUCACUGUGAACACCUUGGUAAAUCAGACACACUCAAGAGGACAGAUAAGACUUUCUACAAGAGUCAGCUUUAGGUCAAUUUUAAUCACUGUAUAUGCAGAAAUAGAUAUGUCACAAAAUAAGCUAGAUGACUUCUUGAGUUGUUUUUUCUGUUCAGCUUCUUGAAGCCAGUAUUAAAAGAUAUAAAAAAAGUGUCAACUAAAAAAUGGUUCUAAAUGCAGUUCUAGCGAUCAUGUUUUCUUCUUCCCCCAACAUAUAGAAUAUUCAUUUAUAGUACUACCUCUAAGUACUUAAGCUGCAGCUGUUUAUUACUGAGAACACUCAACUAAUGUUUAUUUGAUUAUUCAUAGGACAGUCACAUUGUUAAAGCAUUAAUAGCUAUGUUAAGCAUUAAACUUCAUCAGUAAACUACUAAAGCAUUA
This is a messenger RNA of Aquila chrysaetos chrysaetos, 1398 nucleotides long. RefSeq names its product borealin-2-like. The transcript is spliced from 10 exons. NCBI's taxonomy places the organism in Eukaryota, Metazoa, Chordata, Aves, Accipitriformes, Accipitridae. Gene Ontology annotation, cellular component: spindle midzone; chromosome, centromeric region; chromosome passenger complex. The coding region runs from base 97 to 1050 and encodes 317 amino acids. Gene Ontology annotation, biological process: mitotic sister chromatid segregation. The record is from RefSeq and is a predicted model, not a curated record.